GAGGUUGAAUAGCCAAUGUGAAGUGUCAGUGAAGUGUCAAUCAAGUCUUUUGGCGCUAAUCUGUUUAGUUUUAACCCGCCCCCCUUGGGAAACAUGUUGGUUGUGCGCUGCGUGUGUAGAGAAUGGGGAAUAGGAACAAUUUGGAAUUGGUGGCUGCGUUUUUCCAAUGUGCUGACGUUCAUUCUUACAGUUUCGAUGUUGACAUCUGAUUGCUGUACAGGCCACACACUUGAGGUGCAUAAAACCUCUUUAACCGCGUCUGUAGGGGAUUCAGUAAGAUUCUCUUCUUCCUACUCCGUCUCCAGUCCAUUCUACAAUUGGCCUUCUAUAGAGUGGUCUUUUGGUUACCAGACGAUUUUAUAUUACUCUAUAGAUAAUGGUUCCUUAAACUCGAACGGUCGGGUCAUAUGGAGCACAGGAAGCACAGCGAUCUCCCCUUUAUACGAGGGACGCCUAGAAUUUCAUCCUGUGAAUGCCUCCUUGACUUUAAAAGAUCUCAAGCAUUGUGAUGAAGGCACUUACCAAAUUACCUUCUUAAGUUUUGAGAAUAUUAUAAAGAAGAAAAUCAGUUUGAAAGUGCAUGCAACUCCUGGUUCAUAUUGUGGUACAGAAUCAGAAACUGAGAUGUUAUUGGCAGCAUCUGAUACACUCAAAGCAGACAGGUUACAGAAUCCAGAGAAAGAGGCUGCCCAGUGCUCAACCAUAACAUUCUGGGUCUUGAUAAGUGUUCUUGUUGUUAGCACUUUCCUCUGUUUUUGUAUCUUAUGUAAAUGCAUCCUACCCUCUGGAAAAAAGGCAUUUGCACCUAAAACCCUUUUAAAACAAGGCUUAUGGCAAGUACAGAGAAGCCAUACGUAGCACUUAUUGUUUUCUCAUAGACUCAGUGUGUGCCCUUAAAGGAACAACAACACCAAUAAAUAAAAAAAUUGUUCAAAAGAAAGACAAUAUAAUGUACUGUUGCCCUGCAC
This is a messenger RNA of Xenopus laevis (African clawed frog), 968 nucleotides long. RefSeq lists its product as uncharacterized. The coding region runs from base 94 to 858 and encodes 254 amino acids. The transcript has 4 exons. The record is from RefSeq and is a predicted model, not a curated record. NCBI's taxonomy places the organism in Eukaryota, Metazoa, Chordata, Amphibia, Anura, Pipidae.